AGGAACAGGUGUUCAGGUGAUGCACCUUACUGAGAGCACAUAACAUUCAAAAUUAAUCUCCAGACACGUACGAGUAAGACUUUUAUCAUAAAGUGUUCCGUUUGCAAAACUCACUUCACCCGCUGUGUGAGCGCAGGGGAGACAGGAACUACUGUUUAACAUGAAGACAAGAAACGCUCGGGAAGGCGGAAUAGUCGCUGAACAACUGCAAGCUUUGGGUUCCAGAGGCCUCGGGGAGAGGAGACUGCAGCAGCUGGAGUCGCACAGCGAUCGCUGGGCCACCGAGCUGCCCGGAGCAGGGGAAACUGCAAACAUCAGACACCUUACUUCUUCAGCAAGUCUAAAGGAUCAGCAACUCCCUUCCUGUUCUGAACUACCUGACCAGCCAGAUUCUCUGGCAGGAAUGGAAAACUGGGUCACUGAGAUAUUCAAGAUAUGGGAACACAAUGGAGGACCAUUACCAUUUACAGAAUGUUCACUUUUAUCCAGAAAGAUUGGACAGCUUUUGGGAUUGCCUUUUUCUCUGCCAUCAAGUGCAGAAAGCAAUUGGACAACUUCUGCUUCUGAUAGACAGCUAUUCUGCAGACCGGAGAGAACACACAAAUACCUCCGUGCUAGUAUCUAUGGCUCAACUGUGUAUGAUCUCACAGAGAAGGAUAGAAUACGCAACCAAGCCACAGAUAUUCAGCUGGGUCGACCAACCAGAUCAAGUCUUCUAAGAGCCAGACAUUGCUCUCUAUCAACAUUCAAUGACAAAAAUAGCAGAGAAAAGAGACAAAGAUCAUGUGAUUUCUCUGCAAUCAGAUGUCACCAGUAUAUGAAAGCGCUGAAACCAGUACCUAACUCUUCAGGAGAGAACAUCCAUUCAUUUUUGAUCGGUGCACGAUACAACAGAACAAAUUACUUGGAUUCUAAAGCUGUAGAAAGACAUGGUCUAUUCAUCUGUCGUAACAAACCAUACAUUCACUUUAUCGUGGAUCAUGGAAGAAAACAAAAUAAAAAGAUACAGACACAAGAAGUAUCGACAUUGCUAGAAGAACCUAUUGUACAACUUAAGCAAGGCAUUUCACCAAAGUACAGAAGUGAAAAUGAUGUCCCUCCUGUCCCUGAGAUUGACCGCUUAAACAGCAAAGUCAAGAAAAUGAAGAAAAGUAAAAAUCAGAAACUGGGACAUAAGAAGCCUGCAGAAAUGCUCACCAGAAAACUUUCUGAAACCUCCAAAAUGCCUAACCAGAUGUACAAAAAUAAUAAUUCAGUUAUGCACAUGGUUCCGAACAAAUGUCAGUACAGAACAAUUGUGUGUGCUGCCGCAGAUUUGAACCACUCUUCCAGCUUGUUGGUAAAUGCCAUGAAGCCUUUAGUCACUUGCCUAGUGCCUCCCACAACUCGUUCUUCAAGAUAAAAUCCAUGGAGCUGUUCAAUUGCUGAUGAAAUAUGUAAAGAAGUUAGAACAGGUGGCUGUUGAGCACUGAGCAAAAUCCCAUUAAUCUAAGAGCAAAUGAUGGCCAUUUUGCAGAAGAAAAGGAUUCCUUUAGUGAGAGACAAUCAGUAGAGUCUUUGGAAAGGUUUUAAAUCAAGUGAAGAACAUGUAGCAGAAAGCAGUCAUCUUCAUUUUCCACAAGAAUCAUAUUUUGUGGUAUGAAGCAAGAGAUUAUGUAAGUCUUUGUCCUUUUGAACAAGCAGAUCUAGGACAUGGUUAACUCAAUGAAUGGUAAUAACAGUGAUUCCAGGGACAAUUAAAUAGUGCCAUUUGAAAUCUUUUAAUGAGUUGUAAUCACAUAAUAGCUUUGGUAUAUUUUAUUUCGA
This is a messenger RNA of Stegostoma tigrinum, 1806 nucleotides long. RefSeq lists its product as uncharacterized. Bases 161 to 1402 code for a protein of 413 amino acids. The transcript has 10 exons. The record is from RefSeq and is a predicted model, not a curated record. NCBI's taxonomy places the organism in Eukaryota, Metazoa, Chordata, Chondrichthyes, Orectolobiformes, Stegostomatidae.